AUGACAUCUCCGGGUGCUCGAAUGCCAUCAAAUCCAAUCGGUCAUCCGGGUCCUGGUGGAUCAUUACCAAAUGCAUAUCGACCUCAAGUUAUGUCACCAUCAAUCAAUCAACCUGGACCAAGAAUGCAUAUUACAAAUUCACCAGGAGUUGGUUAUUCUUCAUCUUCACCUGUUCCUUAUGGAACUCCUUGCCCCGGGUCACGGCACCAAAUUGUUAGCUCGUUUCGACGAGCUUAUCUUAUUUUAUUUCAAAAGAAAAAAGUGUGUGUAUAA
Rotaria sp. Silwood2 is the source of this 273-nucleotide messenger RNA. Lineage: Eukaryota; Metazoa; Rotifera; Eurotatoria; Philodinida; Philodinidae. The record is from the annotation of a GenBank genome assembly.